Molecule: messenger RNA, 5324 nt
Organism: Puccinia graminis f. sp. tritici CRL 75-36-700-3
Lineage: Eukaryota; Fungi; Basidiomycota; Pucciniomycetes; Pucciniales; Pucciniaceae
Product: amylo-1,6-glucosidase
Exons: 18
Coding region: 186-5012 (1608 amino acids)
Biological process (GO): glycogen catabolic process
Molecular function (GO): 4-alpha-glucanotransferase activity; amylo-alpha-1,6-glucosidase activity
Source: RefSeq, a predicted model, not a curated record
GGACGAUCCUUUGUUGACCAUUUCCGAUUUCUCCUCAGCAGGCAAUCUAAUCCUCAACUAUUCAUAAAAUAAUACAAAAUUCCUCAGCAGUCCUCUAUCCUUCCAUCCUGAACUAGAAUAAAACAUUUAGUUGGACCGUUCAGCUCACAUAGUAUAGUUUGAUCUUCCAUAAGAACUCUAUCAGAAUGGUUGGCAAGCAGAAGCCAUCUUCAAAACAGUCGAUCAAGUCGUCUUCCACCCUUUCUAGUCAUCCCCCUCCUACCUCAGCAGAAAGCCGAAGUACUGCCCAGUCGUCACCUCCAAACUCACGUUCGGCCAAAGCUCCGCAAAGCAGCACCCCAAUCACAGUGUUUGAGCUCAGCUUACAAGAUGAUGGAUCACCAUCUAAAGAAAAAUCGUAUAUACGUUUGCCAUCGCCGGUGGAGCCGUAUCUACUCCGAUUCUCAAUUGCCGCGGGGGCACGUGCGUCGAAUUCUGGGACGCUAUACACGAACUUUCCUCUCGAAGGACAUGCCUUCGAACGCAAGAAGUUCCAUACACAUUCGCUUCCCCAGGAUACUUCUCAACCCAUCCAGAUUGAUUUGAAAGUAGCUCAAGCCGGUGCAUUCGAAUUCUAUGUCGAGUUCCAAGGCGACUCAACCAAGGGCGAGGACAGAGUCAAAAGUAAGCCAGGAUAUUUCAAUGUCGAUCCUGUUUUAACAGCUCCCGCUCGCCACAAAAUCCUAUCGGGGGAACUCGAAAACCAAAAAAUCUUACCCGUCGGAGAAGGCGGCAAGGUCAAGAAAGGCUCUUCUGCCAACAUUUCUUUGGACGGCUUGGUGAUUCAGACCGUCGUCGCGAAGUGGAUGGGGAAAAUGAGUGGAUGGCCGAAAUACAUGGAUGUGAUCAGAGAUCGUGGCUACAACAUGAUCCACUUUACACCUCUACAAGCCCGUGGGGAAAGUGGUAGCCCUUAUAGUAUUUAUGAUCAGUUACGAUUUGAUCCAGAGCUAUUUGACCAGCCCCCAAAAUCCGCCGAAGACGAACAGAAACAGCUUUUGGAUUGGUUAUCACGACUUCGAGAUGAAUGGGGAAUAUUAAGCUUAACCGAUAUUGUUUUGAAUCAUACGGCCAACAACAGUCCGUGGCUGCGAGAUCAUCCAGAAUCAGGCUACAACAUCGUCAACUCGCCUCACUUGGAGCCAGCUCUUGAACUAGAUUCAGCUCUGUUAGAAUUAUCAGAUACCUUGGCCAAGAAAAGUCUUCCCGAGGCGCUAGAAUCUGAAGUAGAUCUCGAUAGAAUUAUACAUUUCAUCGAACACCAGACCUUGGCCCAACUCAAGCUCUGGGAGUAUUAUGUGAUUGACGUGGAUCACGUUGCCGCCAAAUUCUCUCAAGCUUGGUCAAGCUCCGAACAUCCUAAAUCGGAGGGCCACUCUCAUAUCGAAUGGUCGGAGUUUGAAAAGGCCUGUACAGAGCAUGAAGGAAGUGGCUGGAAACAGGUAACAGGACCUCGUGGCCACAUAUCCGAGAAAAUUGACAUAAAUUCUACAGUUCGUCUAUUCCAAGAAAAGGGAUAUGGGUGCGUGUCACCUGAGGAAACGAUGGAGACGUUGAAAAGAAUACUCAAUGAAUUGAACGUUGAGCGCUACCAAGAGUACGAUGAUGAUGUAAAGGCAAUCAUUCAAAACACUCGAAGUCGAAUUCGCUACACUAGACUAGAUCCGCACGGGCCGAAAAUGGGGCCGAUCACCAAAAAGUGUCCUUUGAUCGAAAGUUUAUUUACACGUUUGGAGACGGACUCGAAAACAAAAAAUCACGACCCCAAAUCUCUAGCCUUGGCAAAUAACGGGUGGAUCUGGAACGCCAAUCCAUUGGAAGAUUUUGCCUCAGAGAAAUCGAAAGCUUAUCUGAGAAGGGAGGUGAUCGUUUGGGGUGACUGUGUAAAAUUGCGAUACGGUCAGAGCCCGAAAGACAGCCCUUUUCUUUGGGAUCAUAUGACGAAGUACACCGAACUUCUAGCUCGCUUUUUUGGCGGGUUUAGAAUCGACAAUUGCCACUCCACACCAAUUCAUGUGGGGGAGUACUUAUUGGAUGUUGCCCGCAGGGUUCGGCCAGACUUGUACGUUUGCGCGGAGUUGUUCACCGGAAGUGAAGAUAUGGACACGUACUUUGUUAGUCGGCUUGGCAUAAACAGUCUAAUUCGGGAGGCAAUGAAUGGGCAUGACCCUAAAGAUCAGAGUCGACUUCUUUACAACUACGGACUUGGGAAGCCGAUCGGCUCCAUGGAUACGGAUUGCUUGACCGAGCUGUCGGAAGUUUCGUUCCCGUCUAAGAGUGGAGAUAAAUCUACGGUCAAAUGCCAAAUCGUGCCGUUACAUGGGUCCAAACCUCACGCCUUCUUGAUGGAUUGUACUCACGAUAACGAGUCCCCGGCCGAUAAAAGAACAGCUCGAGACGCCAUGCCUACCGGCGGGCUUGUGCCAUUUGCGUUUUCGGCCAUCGGUUCGAACAAAGGUUUCGAUGAUUUGUACCCGAAGCUUCUAGACUUGGUUGGUGAAAAAAGGUUGUAUGAUCAUGUCGAGGUCGAAGCCGGAAUUGGACGAUGGAAGCGAUUGCUAAAUCACCUGCACACAGAAAUGGCUGCAGACGACUUCAAGGAAGGGCAUUUUCAUCAGGAAAAUGACUACAUUAUAUCGCAUAGAGUUCACCCAUCCACCAAUGAAGGCUACUUGCUUGUUGCCCAUAUGGCUUUCCAUGGUGAUUCUAAUGAUCGCGGCUUUGUGGAGCCCAUGAAGCUGCGCCGGACGAAAGCUGCUUUCAUAAUUGGCUCAACUCUUGAGAUCUUGUCCAACAAGGACCCAUCCGAUCAAACCACUCUCAGAGGCCUCGACUCAAAACUCACACCAAUAGCGCCGGACUCGCCUGAAAGCUUCAUAAGGCCAGGGUCUGAUUCUGAUGGAGAUUUUGUCGAGAUUGUCGUACCUCAACAGUUCCCCCCUGGUAGUUUGAUGUUGUUCAAAACUUGGAUGGAGGGAAUGAAGCCGGAACAAAGCGAGAUGAAAGGUCGAAACCUGGAAUCUUUUGUAGGAUCGGGAGCAACAGAGAAAUUCGAGGGACUUAAUCUAGUCGAUUUGAAUCUGAUCUUAUACAGGACAGAUGGGGAAGAACGAGACUCUACUGGAGGUCGUGAUGGUGCAUACGAGGUCCGCGGCCUUGGUAGGAACGUAUAUUGCGGCUUAGAAGGAUGGAUGCAUCAUCUCAGGUACAUCAUUCGCACCAACGACUUGGGCCAUCCUCUUUGCGCCCAUUUGAGAGAUGGGCCUUGGCCGUUUGAAUAUGUUCUCGAAAGAUUACGCAAAAAUUCCCAGCUAUCGCCGAAUCUCAGUGGGCCAGUGGAAUGGCUUGAAGAGAGAAUAAAUCUCAUUAAAGCCAAGAUUCCAGCCUUCAUGCGACCCAAGUACUUCGCCUUAUUGAUAUAUACGGCUUACAAAGCAAGUAAAGAAAGAGCGAUCGCUCUAUGCUCCCCCUUUAUUCGUCAAGGCACGGUUUUCAUCCAUUCGUUGGCCAUGACCGCUGUCCAAAUGUAUGGUUUGGUGCCAUCCGCGUCUUUGGACCCGAAAGAGAAUCUUCCUUGUGUUGCGGCUGGAUUGCCACACUUCAGUUCGGGCUGGGCAAGGACGUGGGGCCGGGAUUGCGCAAUCAGCGCGAGUGGCUUAUUCAUCAAGACCGGUCUAUACGAAGUAGCUCGUGCUCAUCUGUUGUGCUUCUGUACCACUUUGAAACAUGGUUUGAUGCCGAAUCUACUCGACUCUGUCCGAACUCCUCGUUAUAAUUCUCGCGAUUCGCCGUGGUUUAUGCUCCAGCUUUUACAAGAAUACGUCAAGUAUUCUAAGGAAGGGGAAGCGAUAUUGUCGGUUCAAGUCAAAAGACGAUUCCCGAGUUCCGAUGAAUGGGUACCCUGGGAUUCUCCGACCGCCUAUUCUGAAAACAUCACGGUAGGAGAAGUAGUUGAAGAAAUUCUUGAGAGGCAUGCUAAAGGAAUCGACUUUCGCGAGUACAACGCGGGACCUGCUAUCGAUGGUCAAAUGAGUGAUAAAGGGUUCAACAUAAAUAUUCACGUCGACUGGGCUACUGGGUUGGUAUUGGGAGGAAACGACAAAAAUUGCGGAACUUGGAUGGACAAAAUGGGAGAGAGUGAAAAGGCUGGGAACAAGGGCUUUCCCGGAACACCUAGAGAUGGGGCUCCAGUGGAAAUAAUUGGCUUGCUUUAUAGCACGCUGGUAUGGGCAGGAGAACUUGCAAAGGCAGGGAAACUGCGAAAGCAAGCUGUCGAAACUGAAAUCGAUGGGAAAAAAGUCAAGGUCACUUACGACGAGUGGGCUCAGAAGAUCCAAAAAAACUUUGAGAAAUGCUAUUGGAUUCCAUUAGAUUCCAACGAGGAUAAGGAUUUUACGAUCGAUCCAAAGUUGAUAACACGCCGUGGAGUCUACAAGGAUGUGUUUGGUACACCUUCCGACCGAGCUCAUGCCGAUUACCAACUGCGCCCGAAUUUCCCUAUAGCCAUGGCAGUUGCACCCAAGUUAUUCACUCCUUCUCGUGCUUUGAUAGCUUUGAAAACAGCUCGAGAAGCUCUGAUUGGACCUCUUGGAAUGCGCACUUUGGAUCCCUGGGAAGCGGACUACCGACCGGACUACGAUAAUGCAAACGAUUCUUCAGAUUGGCACGUUGCCAAGGGGAGAAAUUAUCAUCAAGGUCCUGAAUGGGUCUGGCCUAUAGGCUAUUAUUUGAGGGCUUUCUUGCACUUUGACACAUUGGUUGGGGAAGGUCUUAAGAACCGUCAAGCAACUAUUCACCAAAUCCAUUCCAUCUUAGCUGAGCAUCGCAGAUAUAUCCAAUCGGAUCCUUGGGCCGGAUUGCCAGAAUUGACCAACAAAGAUGGGGCCUUUUGUCGUGAUAGCUGUGAAAGCCAAGCCUGGUCGACUUCAACGAUUUUGGAUGUGUUGUUUGAGAUCUACCAUCUCGACAAAUGAUUUCAUUCUUCUUCAAUUAGGUUGUAGAAUCAAAUGAGUAUGGGCAUAAAGGGCACAACAAACAAUGUCAAAGCCCAAAAAAUCUUACGCAAUCUGAAAGUUUUUUUUUUGCUUUUUAAUAUAGUAAACAGAUGCAUCACUUCUUUCAAUCCAUCAAAUGUUGUCUGUAUGUAGUAUUAGUUCCUAAACACGACGCUCAACAUAUGUAAAAGCCUUGGCGUAUGUACCAGCAGUUUUAUUUUUAUCUUUUUGCGAUUUCAAUGACCAGGUUUUUAUCAACUUGAGCCUUCCACCCAAUGAUUACAUCGUCCG